AUGAGUGUCUACAACCCCGUGGUGUUUGCCCAGUGCACUAACGUGACCGGCGGCGUGUGCUGUUUCGACUGUGGCAGCAUGGGCGACCCGUCGUACGGCGACACGAUCUCGUACGGAGUGACGGCCGUGUCAAGGCGGGGACCACCUACCUUUUCAAACGGUGGCACCAACGUCAGUGAUGAGUCGGGAACCAGCUUUUCUAGCAGUGACAAGGCUACCACUGGGGCUGGCAACAUCGACGUUGUGGCGGUUUCCAUGAUCAUGAUGUAG
This is a messenger RNA of Phytophthora infestans T30-4, 270 nucleotides long. RefSeq lists its product as uncharacterized. The transcript has 3 exons. NCBI's taxonomy places the organism in Eukaryota, Oomycota, Peronosporomycetes, Peronosporales, Peronosporaceae. The coding region runs from base 1 to 270 and encodes 89 amino acids. The record is from RefSeq and is a predicted model, not a curated record.